AUGGCUGAAAAAGAUUUAUAUAAUUUGAGCAAAAUUUUCUAUUAUUUUCGUGAAAAAUAUUAUAAUCAAGCAUAUGUAUCAGCAAAUGAAGGUUUAAAACGUUUUGUUAAUGAUGGAAUACUUAAAUUCUAUUCAGCAUUAGCACAACUUAUGAAUGCACGAUUAAAUGAAUCAAUGCGUGAAUUAGAACAAUUACGUAUAAAACCAGAAUUAAGUGUUGCAACACUUAUAGCAUUAAUAUAUGCUCAUAAACAACAUAAAACACAAGAUCGUGAAGCAAUUACAGAAUAUGAAAGUAAAGUUAAAGAAUUACGUAAACAAGCUGAUGAUGUGGCUUUAUUUUAUGCGGCACAUACAUUAUAUAUUACUGGUAAACCAGAUAAAGCAACAGAAUAUAUUGAUCGAGCAACAAAACAAAAUCAAACAAAUUUUUUUGCUUCAAGUUUGAAAGGUUGGAUAUUAAUAGCAACUGAUGUUCCGAAAGAAUCUAAACAAUAUUUUGAGGCUGCUUUAAAACUUGAAAGUAACUUUCCUGAUGCUGCAUUUGGUUAUGCAAAAUAUCGUGAAAUACGUUCAAACUUUUCUCAAGCACUCGAAUAUGUUAAUCGUGUAUUAGCAACUAGAAGCGAUUAUUUACCAGCUGUUUUAGAAAAUAUGAAAUUACAAUUAUGUAUGCAGGACUGGGAACAAUGCGAAGAUGUUGCUCAAAGAGCAUUUCGUAUUGAUUCCAAUUGUGUUGAAGCACAUAAGUAUCAUUAUCUUUAUUUAAUAUGUAAAGAAGGAAAUUAUAGUGAUGCACAACAAGCAUUUACUCAACUUUUACAAGCACUUGAUAUAUCUGAACCAAGAGGUGCUUGGCAAUAUUAUGAAAUCUCACAAGUUGUUGCAAGAGUGUGUGGACGAAAUCCUCAAAUUCUUCAUCAUAGUGAUACACUUCUUCAACGUGCUUUAGAAAUGGAUUCAUCAAAUACAGAAUAUCUUAUUGAAGCUGGUUAUCAAGCAUUAAUGGGAAAUAAAAUAAAUGAUGCUAUUAAAUUCUAUAAAACUGCAGGAAAAACACAAGCAGAUAGUAUAGCAGCUGUUUACGGUAUUAUUCAUUGUCAAAUAUUGGAAGGAAAAUAUAAUGAUGCAAAACAACAAAUUGAAUUUCAAAAUGAAGUUCAAACAGCAAAUACUUCUGAACUUGCUCAUCUCAAAGCUCUUCUUGCUAAAAAUGAAAAUGUCCUACCAGCAGAUCAAAUCGUACAUCUAUUUGAUAUAGCUGCUGAACAACAUUUUAAAAAUCUUCGAGGUUUACCAUUAGGUAAAAAAUAUUUACUUUGUCUAAAUCCAGAUUUUAUUCUUGAAAUUAUUCGUGAAUAUAUGGUUAAUACAUCUUCACAACCAAUUGAACCAGGUCAAACUCUUGAUCCUUGUCUUCGAAAAGCAAGUGGAAUUCUUGAACAAUUAACAAGAGCUGUACCAGGUUUACUUGAAGGUCUUUUUCUUUUGGCUAAAGUCAAAUAUUUAUCGGGUGAAAUGAAUGAAGCAAAAGCUACACUUCGUCGAAUAAUUGAUCAAGAAGCAACAUAUUCGGAUGCAUAUAUACUUCUAGCACAAGUUCAUACACGUGAAGGCAAUAUUAAUCAAGCAUAUGAAUCAUUAGAGCAUGGUUUAUCAUAUAAUUUUGAUUUAAAAACUCAUCCAUUAUAUCAUUUAAUACGUGCAAGAAUUUUAAAGAAAGAAAAAAAAUAUGAAGAAGCUUGUAAAUUAUUACAAAGUGCAUUAAAUUUAACGGGAAUUAAAAAACGUCAAGAAACUGAAACAUUAAAAACGCCACGAUCAAAAUCCGAUGGAAAUGCUUCAAGUAUUCAAACAUCUAUACAAGAUCGUGCUAGUGUUUAUUUAGAAUUAGCUGAAAUACAAUUAUUACUUAAUCGUGUACAUGAAGCAAGUAUUUUAUUACAAGAAGCAAGUUCAGAAUUUCAAGGUACAAGCGAAGAAUCACGAAUAUUAUUAACAAAUGUUGAUUUGGCAUUGAAACGUGGUGAUAUUAAUCAAGCAAUUGAAACUUUAUUACAGAUUAAAUCUGAUCAAGCAUAUUAUGUACCAGCAAGAGAAAAAUUAGCUGAAAUUUAUUUGAAACAUCGAAGAGAUAAAAAAUUAUAUAUUAAAACUUAUAAAGAACUUGUUGAUCGAGAUCCAACACCACAAGCUUUAGUUAUCUUAGGAGAUGCAUACAUGAGUAUUAUGGAGCCUGAAAAAGCUAUUGAAGUCUAUGAUGCUGCACUUCGUCAAAAUAAUCGUGAUAUAACAUUAAUGAAAAAAAUUGGUGAAGCUUAUAUAAAAACUCAUGCAUAUAAUAAAGCUAUAAAAUACUAUGAAGCUAUUGUUAAAGCUGAACCACAAAGUGAAUUAAGAAUUAAUCUUGCUGAUCUUUUAAGUAAAUUAAAUCAAAUUGAACAAGCACAAAAAAUUCUUGAGCAAUUACUUAAAGAAGAAGUACCAAAUACAAAUUUUCAACAUGCUCAACAAGUAACAAAAGCUUAUGAAAUUAUUGCAAAUAUGCUUGAGCAAUCGAAACAAUUCGAAGAAACUAAACAAUAUUUGAUUAAAGCAAAAGAUAAUCAAAAGAAAUUACUUAAACGUUUACAACUUGAAGAAGGAGAUGUUCUAAAAGAUAAUCAAAAAUUAUAUUGCAACAUAUGUUAUCGUUUGGCAACAAUGUAUUUUGAUGAACAAAAUUAUGAAGCGGCUAUUAAAGAUUUAAAAGAAGCGAGUGCAAUUGAUGAUCGAAAUUUAAAAAUACAAAUGAUGUUAGCUAAAGCUUAUUUAAAUUCAGAACAAUAUGAAUUAUGUGAACAAAUUUGUACUUAUAUGAUUAAAACAUUUCCCAAUGAUAAUUCAGUACAAAUUAUGAUGGCAAAUCAUUUGUUACGUAAAAAUGAAAUAGAAAAAGCUAUACAACAAUACAAAGAUAUAAUCGAACGAAAUCCAAAUAAUUUCGAUCCAUUUGUACAAAUGACUAAAUCACUUUAUCGAGCUGGACGUUUGGAUGAAAUUAGUGAUAUUUUAGAAAAGACAGAAAAAAAUAAUUUAAGAGCAUACAAUGAUGCCGCUUUCAAUUUUGCCAAAGGUUUAUUAUCUUAUUAUUUAUGUAAACCAAGUGAAGCUCUAUCUUGUUUUAAUAAAUGUCGUCGUGAUAAACAAUAUGGUCGUCAAGCUGUUUAUGCUAUGGUUAAAAUUGUUCUUAAUCCCGAUAAUGAAAUUAUUGCAAAUGAGGAUGAUUGGAAACGAAGAAUACAUGGUGCACGAUCUGAUGAAGUUAAAACUGCACAAGCAACAGCCUUGAAUCUACUUCAAAGUAUAGGUGCAGGAUCGAAUGAUAUUCGAUAUAAAGUAUUAGAAAAUUGGUGUUUGGCUUAUACAGGUGAAAAAAGUAGUCUUGAACAAGCAGCUGAAAAUCUUGGACAAAUUCUUAAUGAUCAUAAAGAUAAUAUUGGAGCAUUAUGUGCUAUAAGUGAAUGUUUUAUUGGAUUGAAAAAUGUUCAAAAAGCUCGACAAUAUUUAAAAAAAACAACUAAAAUUACUUGGAAUAUGGAUGAUGCAGAUGAACUUGAACAAUGUUGGUUAAUGCUUGCUAUGACUUAUGUUCAAGCAACAAAAUAUGAUGAAGCACUUGAAUUAUGUAAAAAAGUGUUACAUGUUAAUAAGUGUUCAACAAGAGCUCUGGAAACUUUAGGAAUGAUGAAUGAACAAACUGGAGCACAUAAUGAUGCAGCAGAAAAUUACGAGCAAGCAUGGAAAUAUAGUCGAAAAAAUCAACCAUCCAUAGGUUAUAAAUUAGCAUUCAGUUAUCUCAAAUCAAAACGGCUUACAGAUGCUAUUGAUAUCGCACAUUUCAUUCUUCAACGAUAUCCAGAUAAUACACGUGUUCGAAAAGAUAUUCUUGAAAAAGCACGUUUAGCACUUAAAUAA
Messenger RNA from Adineta steineri, 3957 nucleotides. The record is from the annotation of a GenBank genome assembly. NCBI's taxonomy places the organism in Eukaryota, Metazoa, Rotifera, Eurotatoria, Adinetida, Adinetidae.